AUGGUCUCGUCCACGUGCAUCUCAUGUCUGUUUGCCACGGGCAUAUUUGUCUCGCUUAUUCUAGCAAUUGCGGGUGUUUUUGGAAUUAUUUUCGGUCCAAAAGUUAUUCAAAAUCAAGUCGUGAAACAAUUACCACUCAGUGCUGACUCGGAUAAACUCGACUCGUGGAUUAAUCAACCGGUGCCGACCUAUAUUCAAUUUUGGCUAUGGGAAUGUGUCAAUCCGGACGAUGUUGUACAACAGGGAAGAAAACCAAUGGUUGUUCAACGUGGUCCAUUUACUUAUAUAGAAAAUAAAACAAAAACCGAUGUUUUUUUUAAUCCAAAUUUAACAGUUAGCUUUCGUCAACCGACUUCUUAUACAUUUGUUCGACAUAUGUCUGCAGAUGAUGACAGUUUACCAGUAGUCAUGAUCAAUACACCAAUAAUAACGAUUUUAAAUAUUGCACGAAAUCUAUCAAAACCUACUAUCUAUGAAGAUAUUGUCAAUCUUAUUGCUAAAGUAUUUAAUGAAACUUUAUUUGUAAAACGUACAGCGAAUGAAUGGAUUUGGGGUUAUGAAGAACCUUUAUUUAAAGCAGUCAAGAAAAUACCAAUUGUUGGACCAUUAAUUCCCGAUGAUCAUUUCGGUUAUUUCUACGGAAGAAAUGCCACCGAUGGUGGAUUGUACACGGUUUUUACAGGUGAAAAUGACAUAAAUCGAUUAAAUUAUAUCAACAAAUGGAAUGGUGGUUCAUAUUUAACCUAUUGGAAUUCAACCCAAUCGAAUCAAAUCAAUGGUACAGAUGGUAGUUGGUUUCCUCCAUUAUCGACCAAUAAACUUCAAUCGGAACGUUUGUAUGUAUUUUCCACAGACGUUUGUCGUUCAAUUUAUCUAACAUUCGACAGUCAUUCAUCAGUAUUAAACAUUCCGACGGAAACAUUUUCGAUUCCAGCCGAAGUUUUAAAUAAUGCAACACUCAAUCCGGAAAAUGCCGGUUUCGGUAAUCUCGAUUCCGGUGUACUCAAUGUUAGUACAUGUCAACAAGGCGCACCAAUUAUUCUUUCAUUCCCACAUUUUCUCUAUGCUGCUGAACAUUAUCAAGCACAUAUCGAUGGAUUAGCACCGGACGCGGAUGCUCAUCGAACUGUACUUCAAAUCGAACCUCAUACUGGAUUCGUUUUUAAUGCUCAAGAACGAAUACAAAUCAAUGUCUAUAUUGAACAUGAUCCAUUAUUUGAUGGUCUCAAAAAUGUGCCUACAUUAAUCAUGCCAGCUGUUUGGAUAAAUGAAUCGACAGUAAUCGAUCAGAAAACAGCCGAUGAUUUUAAAUCUGAAGUUCUUCGAAUAUUUACAAUUAUUCGAUGGUUAUCAAUUGGUUUAGCUAUAUUCGGUACUAUUGCUCUAUUUACUGUACUUCUGUUUUUAACUAAACGACAACGUCAACAAAAACCACGUUUAUUAUAUGCCGGACUUAACAAUGAACCAGUUUCGAAACAUGAUGAAGUCGACUCAGCUGCAUUAAAAAUGAUAUCACAAUUAUCUCAAGCUAUAUCAGGAAAAUCUCAUGUACAAUUUCCAAUAAUAUUUGAACCAACACAAAUUGGUCUUUAUCAACUUUCAUUAUUAUAUAUAAUUAAUAAUUUUUAUCAACAUUAUGUUAAAGUUAUAAUUGAUGUUUGUUUACCAACUAUACAAUUAUCAACAGACAAACUUCUUAUACGUUCAUUACCACAUAUUUUAGCUGAAGAUUCAUUUCGAAAAGUUGUUCAUUUAUAUAAUCCAUUAAAUGCACCGGCGAAAUUUCGUUGGAUACCAAUUAUUGGCUCAAAAGGAACAACAUUUUCAAUUCAUCCAGCAACAGGAGCCAUUGAACCAUAUCAAACUGUUGAUAAUGAGGUUAUUUCAGUUCUAGGAGAACAUGAACAAGAAAUUUAUAUGACAGGUGAAGUUAUCGAACCAAAUUUAAAUAUUCCUGAAAGUGAAAUUAAUUAUGGUGAUGUAUCAAUAUUAAUGAAAGCAUCAAAACAAUUUCAUAGUGAUAAUAAGGUAGGAAUAAAAAAAAACUUACGUUAA
Messenger RNA from Rotaria sp. Silwood1, 2055 nucleotides. Lineage: Eukaryota; Metazoa; Rotifera; Eurotatoria; Philodinida; Philodinidae. The record is from the annotation of a GenBank genome assembly.